Messenger RNA from Trichechus manatus latirostris (Florida manatee), 450 nucleotides. It is a transcript of the gene HSPB3, whose product is annotated as heat shock protein family B (small) member 3. Lineage: Eukaryota; Metazoa; Chordata; Mammalia; Sirenia; Trichechidae. Gene Ontology annotation, cellular component: cytoplasm; nuclear speck. The coding region runs from base 1 to 450 and encodes 149 amino acids. The record is from RefSeq and is a predicted model, not a curated record. The transcript has a single exon.
AUGGCAAAAAUCAUUCUGAGGCACCUCAUAGAGACUCCGGUGCGUUACCAAGAGGAGUUUGAAACUCGACGUUUGGAAGACUGCAGGCUGGACCAUGCUUUAUAUGCACUGCCUGGGCCAACCAUUGUGGAUCUUAAAAAAGCCAAGGCUGCCCAGGCUACUCAAGCGGACUCGGUGGCCGAGAUGUCACAAGAUGGUAAAUCCCAAUUUCAGAUCCUGCUGGAUGUAGUCCAGUUUCUCCCUGAAGAUAUCAUCAUUCAGACCUUCGAAGGCUGGCUGUUGAUUAAGGCUCAGCAUGGAACCAGAAUGGAUGAACAUGGCUUUAUCUCAAGAAGCUUUACCCGACAGUAUAAGCUGCCAGAUGGUGUUGAAAUCAAAGAUUUGUCUGCAAUCCUCUGCCAUGAUGGAAUUUUGGUGGUGGAAGUAAAGGAUCCAGCUGGGACAAAGUGA